GCGUCGUCUGCAAACAGGACCGUCGGCAGCCCGGCCGAGGUCGGCCACCGCGCGCGCCUUCCGGCCCGAGCCGGCGUGUGGGGUCCCCCGCCUCGCCGCCAGGGCUGCCGCGACCGCGAUGGCCGAGCUGUCGCAAAAGAACUACGAGUUUAAGAUCGUGCUGCUGGGCGACCGCGGCGUCGGCAAGACCUGCCUCGUGCUGCGCUUCAUCGAGGGCCUGUACAACUCGAGGCAACAGAGCACGAUCGGCGCGUUCUUCCUCACGAAAAAAAUCGUCACCGCGCAGGGCGACGCGUGCAAAAUCCAGAUCUGGGACACGGCGGGGCAGGAGCGGUUCCGCGCGAUGGCGCCCAUGUACUACCGGAACGCGGCGGCGGCGAUCGUCUGCUUCGACGUCACGGACGAGUCGACGUUCAACACGAUGAAGGACUGGGUCGAGGAGCUGAAGACGAACGUCGUCGACAAGAACCUGGUCAUCGCCAUCGCGUGCAACAAGGCGGACCUCGACACGCGCCAGGUGUCGCGCGCGCGCGCGGAGCAGUUCGCGCGGUCCAUCAGCGCCAUCGUUUUGGACACGAGCGCCAAGGAGAACUUCGGCGUCGCGGAGCUCUUCGCCGCCGUGAGCGAGCACGUCAUCAAGCUCCGCGGCCAGGAGCUCUGCUCGACGCCCGGCGCGCCCCGCGGCGGCGGCGGCGGGCCCGGCGGCCGCGGCCUCAGCCUCGCCGCGCGCGCCGCGGGCUUCCGCGACGACCAGCAGAGCGCGAGCUCCUGCUCCAACUGCUGAGCGGCGUACUUCCCGUCGGCGCCUCCCCCCCGCGCGCGCCCGCUCGCACUAGCCACGACGGCGG
Molecule: messenger RNA, 848 nt
Organism: Aureococcus anophagefferens
Lineage: Eukaryota; Pelagophyceae; Pelagomonadales; Pelagomonadaceae
Exons: 3
Coding region: 119-784 (221 amino acids)
Molecular function (GO): GTPase activity; GTP binding
Source: RefSeq, a predicted model, not a curated record